GAUGGCUCUGCUGGAUGGGCAGGCCUGCGCUGCCCGUGCCCUUUCUUGCCCAAGCUUUCCCGCCUGCCCAGGCAUCGUAGCGGAGGGGGCCUUGGCUGGCCGCCGCCGCCCAGGAUGCUGUUGGACACCCGGCUACCGGCCGAGGCCACGUGGGGCGAUCCCGGCUGUCUUGCCGGCCGAGCCCGCGACGCGCCCGCCAGCCGGGCCGAUGCGCGCAGCCACCUCCACCGCUCCUCGACGGAGCACCGGCCCCUGGCGGAGGCGGCCGGCCUGGAGCACGCGCUGAGAUCCUCCCCCGCGAUCCUGGCGAGCUCGAUGCGGCGCACGCCGCAGGCGCUCCCGGUUCGGCUCGCCGGCUUCUCCGGCUGCGAGUCCCUGAGGGAUGCCAGGGUCUCGUCCAUCAAGAGCUCGGUGAGCGUCGCCACGUUUUCCCCGCUGGGCCGCGACGCGAGCCCCGCCUUUCUGCGGGUGGGCGACUGGACCUUCCACGGCAGCAUGACCACCAUCUACGACGGCUCGGCCGGCUUGUCCAACAGCUGCGUCCAGAUGGGGAGGGCAGUGUCCGUGAACAGCGCCGGCAGCCGCAGCGACAUGCUCGUGGCCGUCAAGACGGUGGCUCUCGACAGCGACGAGGACAGCGUCAAGAUGAUUAGAAGAGAGCAGGCGGUUCUUGCCGACCUCGGGGACAGCCACCCGCACAUCCUGCCCAUGCUGUGCUUCACGGAGACCAGCACCGACCUCGUCCUGCUGACGCGCUUCGCCUCCGCUGGGGACCUGGCGAGCUACAUGCCGAGGAACUCACCAGUGGCGGAGGGCGAGGUCAGGAAGCUCGCUCGGCAGCUCCUCUCUGCUCUCUCCUUCCUGCACGGGCGCCGAAUUGUCCACGGCGACAUCAAGCCCCCCAACGUGUUCCUCACCGAGUUCGACGAAGCCGGCAUGCUUGCACAGGUGUCGGAUUUCGGCCUCUCCGCCAGGGUCCCCGACGGCCAGAGCGUCGUCCGCGUGGACGGCGUGCAGGGGUCCUACGGCUUUGUGCCCGCGGAGGUGAUCGACAGGGGCGAGCUCGGCUUUGCGGCCGACCUGUUCGCGCUGGGCGUGAUGGCCUUCCGCUACCUGGGGGGCCACGACCCCUUCUUUCCCCCGUCCAGGGUCCACGACCCAUAGAGUUCGACAGCAGGUCCUGGGCGCUGGUGUCGGCCAGCGCGCGGGCGUUUGCCGUGCGGCUGCUGAGCUCGGAGCCAGAGGCCCGCGGCGAGGCGGCGGCCCUCUGCGCCGACCCCUGGAUGGUCGCCGCGGACACGGCGGGGGAGGCUGCCGGGCCCGCGUCGGCCGACGAGGAGGUCCGCUUCAUGGGCCUCGCCCACGCGCGCGAGGUCUGGGAGCGGGGGGACCUCUCGUGACGGCGCGCGAUCGGCCUGGGGCGAGCCUGGUGUUCGAUUACGUGUCAGAGGUCGCUCUUACGGGCAGUCGAGGUGUGCAGAGGUCGGGCCGUGGGCGCGCUUCGCGCCGGAGAGGGGGUUCGGUCGGGCUUGUGCAGCUUUUUCGGAGAAUCGCACGGCCCUCUCCGUGAGGACGCGAUGGCAGCGUGCGGCAGGUUCUCUCGAAGUUAGGGCGGUUUGCGCAAGCGGUGACGGUUUUGCACACCUUUUCGCUGUUAUUCGCUGGUGAGGCGUUUUCUUUGCAACACGCUUUGCCUGCUCCCGGCGGUGACGCCAGUGAGCCGCCGCACCCGCAGCCACAAGGGGCAUGCGUGGACGAUCGGCCUGGCAGUGCUCUUCUGGGCUGCUCCUCGCCAGUUCCACCGUCGGCGGCAUUUGUUUCCUGUCGAUGCCCUUGCACGUUUAGUCGUCUUGAUGCUGUAGCGCUACAGGCUUGCCCAUUUGUGAGGAUCAGCCGUUCGAGCGACGCCGAAAA
This is a messenger RNA of Prorocentrum cordatum, 1914 nucleotides long. The record is from the annotation of a GenBank genome assembly. Lineage: Eukaryota; Dinophyceae; Prorocentrales; Prorocentraceae.